This is a messenger RNA of Sphaeroforma arctica JP610, 198 nucleotides long. RefSeq lists its product as hypothetical. The annotation marks the transcript as partial. Lineage: Eukaryota; Ichthyosporea; Ichthyophonida. The record is from RefSeq and is a predicted model, not a curated record. The transcript has a single exon.
AUGGAUGAAUUAACGAAGGAAAUGGAACAUUUAAAAGACCUGCUAGGCGAGGGAGCGAUUGACAAUGUCUCAGAAAACCCCAAAGACGGAGCUGAAAACCAGUCACUUCUCGUGAACGCGUCCUUUUGGGAACUCCGAAGUUUCGAGUACAAAAUCUCGGAGACAGAGGUGGAGGAGAUUCUAUGGUCUGAGUUUAUG